UGGGAAUGGAAAACCCCUCAGGAGGGAACUUUGGAAACACCAGGAUUUAACAGGUCGCGAGAACAGUAAGCAUGUCCUUAAGAAGACCAUCUUUCAAGAAAUACAGUCACUGGGGGUGAUACUCAAUUCACAAUGGAGGUUUCCCCAGCAGCGAAGCUUGGUGAGACCUUUGUGUUUGAGGACAGGUUAGAGAUGCAGCAAGAGCUCUUCCCAGAGGAGGACCUGGGGGACCCUUUUCUUCAGGAAAGAGGCUUAGAGCAAAUGGCUGUCAUUUAUAAGGAGAUCCCUCUCGGCGAGCAAGACGAGGACCAUGACGAUUAUGAGGGCAACUUCAGCCUGUGCUCAAGCCCCGUUCAGCAUCAGAGUACCCCGCUGGCACACAGACCCCAGGACGAUGACCUCUUUGGCCAAACCUUCCUCCAGAAAUCAGACCUUAGCAUGUGUCAGAUAAUCCACGGCGGAGAAGAACCCGGUAGACACGAUUGUGAGAAGACGAGCAGGGCGCACGCAGGACCCAACGAACCUCACAAAGCCGCGGCGCCGGCAAAACCCUACGCGUGUCGGGAAUGCGGGAAGGCCUUCAGCCAGAGCUCGCACCUUCUCCGGCACCUGGUGAUUCACACCGGGGAGAAGCCCUACGAGUGCUGCGAGUGCGGGAAGGCCUUCAGCCAGAGCUCGCACCUUCUCAGACAUCAGAUAAUCCACACCGGGGAGAAGCCCUACGAAUGCCGGGAAUGCGGAAAAGCCUUUCGCCAGAGUUCGGCCCUCACGCAACACCAGAAAACCCACACCGGGAAGAGACCGUACGAGUGCAGGGAAUGUGGGAAGGAUUUCAGCCGGAGCUCAAGCCUCCGAAAACACGAGCGCAUUCACACGGGCGAGAAACCCUAUCAGUGUAAGGAAUGCGGGAAAUCCUUCAACCAGAGUUCCGGCCUGAGCCAGCACCGCAAAAUCCACACCCUGAAGAAGCCUCACGAGUGCGAGCUCUGCGGGAAAGCCUUCUGUCACAGGUCCCACCUCAUUCGGCACCAGCGGAUCCACACGGGGAAGAAACCUUACAAAUGCGAAGAGUGUGGGAAGGCCUUCAGCCAGAGCUCCAACCUCAUCGAGCAUCGGAAGACGCACACUGGCGAGAAACCCUACAAAUGCCAUAAGUGUGGGAAGGCCUUCAGCCAGAGCUCGUCGCUCAUCGAGCACCAGCGCAUCCACACCGGGGAGAAGCCCUAUGAGUGCGGCCAGUGCGGGAAGGCCUUCUGCCACAGCUCGGCACUCAUUCAACACCAGAGAAUCCACACAGGGAAGAAACCCUACGCGUGCAACGAGUGCGGCAAAGCCUUCCGGCACAGGUCAGCCCUGAUCGAGCACUAUAAAACCCACACCAGGGAGAAGCCCUAUGAGUGUAACAAAUGUGGCAAGUCCUUCAGGGGAAGCUCGCACCUUAUUCGGCAUCAGAAAAUCCACGCUGGGGAGAAGCUCUAGAAAGAGGAGCUCAUACCAAAGCUUGAAACCCUUUCCUGGAUGGAGCCCACACCCCAUCGCUUUGUCUGUGAGACCCCACCCCCCUCCCUGAUCCCAGGGCCAAAAAGAAACGUGUCAACCUAGGUGCUCCUGGCCACCCACGCUAGCAGCAAGGGCCCCUCUCGCAGGGGCCAGACACCCCACGCCCGGCAGAUUUGCUGAGCGGAAGGGAGGGUGGACUCACAGGACGGCCGCUGACAUGGAGGCGUGCCAAAAAAGAGAGCUGGCCUUGGGCUGUUCAUAUUUGACUCCCAAGCCCAGAAGACCGAGUUUUUCCAUCUCUUCCCCUUUGCCAAAAUCUCGAAGAAUAAACGCCAGAGGGAGAAAGUUGAGUUAAACACACAAGAAUGUCAGGUGAACUCUUUUAACAUCAGGCUGCAGUCUGGCACUUUUAGAAGACAGAACUCUGCUCAUAGUCCAAAUCAGCUGAAGAAAGAUGAAUCCCAAAGUAGAUACAUUAGCAGCAAAAUGGAAUCUUGCAUCUGGCUUGGGCAUUGGUGGGGACAACCGAAACAGGCUACAGAAAAGGGAGGCUCUGGAAGGAUUCGUUCUGGGGUUGAGGGAGAGGGUGGCAAGCCCCUGGCGUGGUCUUUUAAUCUAUAUUCUGGGUUAGAGUGAGGUUGGUCUCUGGCAGGUGGCUCUUUCACAAGAGGGUCGAGGUUUCCUCCCAUGGGCCACAGGACGUUUGACACUGCCUCAGACUCCGCCUCGCACAAGGCAUUAAUGCCCUCCGGUGAUAAUGCCCCCACAAGACCCAGGGCUCCCAAGACCAUGGUGUGCCUUGGUUGUCAGCAGCGCCCGUUUCUGGUCUGGUGGCUCUGUGGCCACCUCUCUGCCCUCCAGUGCUGGGGGUCUUAGGAAGUGGGGUAAUUCAUUCAGAGGUCCCAGUUCUGUCCUUCCCACUCCAGUGGCCUUGAGGAGGCUCCAAAGCUCAGUUUUUCUCUCUGUGAGAUGGAGAUGGUGGCACAAAGCCAUGUACCUCUGAGGGUAUAAAGCUCCUGUUCAGAACGAAACCACCCGUGAAAGUGCUUUGGCAACUGGCAGUGGAAGGUAGAGACCCAGAGCGACCCUUGUCCCACACAGAGAUUGGAAAGGCAAGCCUGUCUAUUUCCCAGGUGUCCAGGCUCACAGCAGGCCCUCUCAUUAAACCAGGGUUUAGGCUUUCCUUUACUCCCUCCAGCCCCGCACCCUGGGCUGCGGAUGCCACGUUCCAGACGGGGACCCUUCCCAUCCUGAACCUACCCCUAGCAGCAGUGUGGUCCGUGUGGCCUGCGCCCCCAUGCAGGUCCUCUCCCUGGUGAUUGCUCCAAAAGUACCAUCGCCUCUGUCCUGCCAAGACCAAUUCAGUUGGCAUACCCAGAGGAGGGGCUCAGACAGUGGUGUGCUUUUAAAGCUCCCCAGGCGAUUAGAACAUUACAGCCCGGGUGUGAGCCCUGUGCUGGGCAUCCGUGCAACCCCAGCAUCUCCCAAAUGUCAGGCCUGCUUGCCGUGAGCAGAGCUUGAAAAUGGCUGUUCUGUCUCAGUCCCCAUGCCUCCCCGCCCCCCCCCCCCCGCC
This is a messenger RNA of Hyaena hyaena (striped hyena), 3073 nucleotides long. It is a transcript of the gene ZNF70, whose product is annotated as zinc finger protein 70. Gene Ontology annotation, biological process: regulation of transcription by RNA polymerase II. The transcript is spliced from 2 exons. NCBI's taxonomy places the organism in Eukaryota, Metazoa, Chordata, Mammalia, Carnivora, Hyaenidae. The record is from RefSeq and is a predicted model, not a curated record. The coding region runs from base 133 to 1479 and encodes 448 amino acids. Gene Ontology annotation, molecular function: DNA-binding transcription factor activity, RNA polymerase II-specific; RNA polymerase II cis-regulatory region sequence-specific DNA binding.